Molecule: messenger RNA, 1005 nt
Organism: Puccinia graminis f. sp. tritici CRL 75-36-700-3
Lineage: Eukaryota; Fungi; Basidiomycota; Pucciniomycetes; Pucciniales; Pucciniaceae
Exons: 8
Coding region: 1-1005 (334 amino acids)
Biological process (GO): transmembrane transport
Molecular function (GO): oligopeptide transmembrane transporter activity
Source: RefSeq, a predicted model, not a curated record
AUGGACGGGCCGAUAAGCGUGCGUCGGCCGCAAGCACCCAUCGUGGAUGAGCCCAUGCAAGAAACCGCUAUCAUCGUCGCAGACGCCUACUUAUCCAACUCAAACCAGACACCGCUUGCGAUUCUUCCAAAGUCAUUGAAUGAUCAAGACUCCUGCAUUCCAACAGACCUAGGUCUGGACUUGCAGCCUAAUCCUCCGCUGAAGGAGCUGGAAGAAAAACAUAGGACAGACACGCCCGCUUUCGAUGAAAAGGUAGAGAUAGUGCCGAUAACUGAUGCAGACUCUGAGUCUCCGAUCAUGACCGUGAGGUCUGUCUUGAUCGGUGUCCUUCUAUCCGCGUUUGGGGUUUCAAUUACCCAGCUUUUCCUCUUCAAGCCGGUUCACAUGCAGAUAAAGCUAAUCUUUCUCCAAAUGAUAGGGACGUACGAGCUGUACUUCGACCGCGUUAUAAGCUUCGGCGUUGCCUUUGGGAUUUUAAUGAGCUCCCAACUCAUCGGUGAAGUCCUUCCCAGCGUCUCUCUCUUGACUUCCCUGUUCAAAGUGGGAUCUGAAUCCGAGGACCAGGUGAGAUUCUUCAAGAAAGCUUUUGUAGCUGUCUCGAUUUACGAGAUAUUCCCGACGUAUAUCACACCGGCCUUCCAAGCCAUCAAUAUCUUCUGUUUGACGUUACCUAAAAACCAGCUUGUUACGACGAUUUUUGGCGGAGCUCGACCAUUUGAGGGCAUGGGGCUGUUCAGCAUAUCUGCAGAUUGGUCUAUGGUUGGUGGUCGGGGACCGCUAUAUCUGCCUCUGAGUACGCAAAUCCAUCAGCUGGUUGCUUUGGUGGUAUCUACUUUGGCCUUCUUUUUGGUUUAUUCGAAAUCUUGGUUCGGUGCCGGUCUUACUCAAAAUUUCCCGUUCAUGUCAGCAAGUCUACUCACUGCAGACGGGAAAACAUAUCCGUAUCGACAGGCUGUUAACGCAGACGGGGGUUUGCUACGAUCACGCUUGUGGCUAUUGGCUUGA